Molecule: messenger RNA, 2121 nt
Organism: Molossus molossus (Pallas's mastiff bat)
Lineage: Eukaryota; Metazoa; Chordata; Mammalia; Chiroptera; Molossidae
Gene: QTRT1
Product: queuine tRNA-ribosyltransferase catalytic subunit 1
Exons: 10
Coding region: 17-1228 (403 amino acids)
Cellular component (GO): cytosol
Molecular function (GO): tRNA-guanosine(34) queuine transglycosylase activity
Source: RefSeq, a predicted model, not a curated record
GGGUCUGGCUGGCAAGAUGGCGGCGGCGGCCAACUCAACUUCGCUGGAGUCGGCCCCGCGGAUCUUGCGCUUGGUGGCCGAGUGCAGCCGCUCUAGGGCCCGGGCAGGCGAGCUGCAGCUGCCGCACGGGCCGGUGGCCACUCCAGUAUUCAUGCCAGUGGGCACGCAGGCCACCAUGAAGGGCAUCACGGCGGAGCAACUGGACGCGCUGGGCUGCCGCAUCUGCCUGGGCAACACCUACCAUCUGGGUCUGAGGCCGGGCCCCGAGCUGAUCCAGAAAGCCCACGGUCUCCACGGCUUCAUGAAUUGGUCCCACAAUCUGCUAACGGACAGCGGCGGCUUCCAGAUGGUGUCCCUGGUGUCCCUGUCCGAGGUGACGGAGGAAGGCGUCCGCUUCCGCUCCCCCUACGAUGGCGACGAGACCCUUCUGAGUCCGGAGAGGUCCGUGGAGAUCCAGAACGCGCUUGGCUCGGACAUCAUCAUGCAGCUAGACGACGUGGUCAGCAGCACUGUGACGGGGCCACGUGUGGAAGAGGCCAUGUACAGAUCAAUCCGCUGGCUAGACCGUUGUGUGGCAGCCCAUCGGCGGCCGGACAAGCAGAAUCUUUUCGCUAUCAUCCAGGGGGGGCUGAACGCGGAUCUCCGUGCCACCUGCCUCGAAGAGAUGACCAAGAGGGAUGUGCCUGGCUUUGCCAUCGGGGGACUGAGCGGGGGUGAGAGCAAGAACCAGUUUUGGAGGAUGGUGGCACUGAGCACGUCAAGGCUGCCUAAGGACAAGCCCCGAUACUUGAUGGGGGUCGGCUAUGCCACUGAUCUGGUGGUCUGCGUGGCUCUUGGAUGCGACAUGUUCGACUGCGUUUUCCCUACAAGGACAGCGCGCUUUGGUUCUGCCCUGGUGCCUACAGGGAACUUACAGCUGAAGAAGAAGCAGUUCCAGAAGGACUUCCGCCCCAUAGACCCCAAGUGUGCCUGUCCCACCUGCCAGAAGCACAGCCGAGCCUUCCUGCACGCACUACUCCACAGUGACAACACCGCAGCCCUGCACCACCUCACUGUCCACAACAUCGCCUACCAGCUGCAGCUGAUGGGCGCUGUGCGUGCCAGCAUCGUGGAGAAACGCUUUCCUGACUUCGUGCGGGACUUCAUGGGUACCAUGUAUGGGGACCCCACCCUCUAUCCUACCUGGGCCACUGAAGCCCUGGCCUCUGUGGGAAUUACAUUGAGUUGACCCAGCUUGGGGGAGGGAAGGAAGGGAUGGACGAUAUUGAAAGAUUUGGAUUUUUAAUAUAACUUACAGUGGGUCUGUUUCUUCUUGUGGAGGUGGCCUGUCUUGGUCCCCUUCUUGGUCUAAGUGUCCCUGCAGUUAAUGUCCCUCUUCUCCCUUUAUAGUAAUAACUAGUAACCAUAGCAACAGCUGGUAACUGCAAACCACCUCUCACAGCCCAACAUGUAGGAAGUGCCCUGGGUGGGGGGUGGGGGGGGCUGCAUUCUUUUUCCUGUGUUCCAGGCCUCCCAACCACUCUGGGGUUCAGCACUCUUGUCCUCCCCCAUUUUACAGGUGAGCAGAUAGGCUCAGAGAGGGGAAGUAGCUUACCCAAGGUCAUUAUUGAGGAAGUAGCAGCCUGGCUUCAGAGCUCAUGCCUUUCGCCUUGACUCUUCAAACAUGAGGCUUAAUCUUGCUGUCAGUAAACAUAGUGAUGAUGAUAAUAGGUGUGAUCUAGCAGGUGCUUACAUUGCACCUGGACCUGUUCUAAAUGGUUAUGUGCAUUUAAUUCUUACAACUUUAUGAUGCAUGAAUAGCUACCUUCCCCACUGUACAGAUGAGGAAACUGAGUUUCAAGGAAAUGAAGUCACUUGGUCACCCAGCAAAUAAACAGGCCCAGGAUCUAACCCAGAUAUAGCCAAUUACAGAGCUGGUGCUCUUAGAAGAUAAGGGUUUUUAAAUUAAAAAAGUAAUACGUGUAGGAGCCACCACUUAAAUAGUAUAAAAAUGCAACUAUUUUGAUCAGUUUGUAUUUUUCCAGAAACUUCCCAUGUGUACAUAUUUUUCAUGAAUGUCAGUGUCCUUUACACGCAGUUAUGUACCUUGCUUUUUUUUUUUCUUUCUCUGUAUAUUUUAAA